AAGACCCCUAAAUUGCCACUCUCUUUGCACAAACCACAUGAACAAUAAGAACUACUUCUUAUUCUUCUUCUUCAUAGCUUUUUUUAUUAUGGGCUCAGAGGGGGGUUGGACAAAGAAGCAGAACAAGCUGUUCGAGAAUGGUUUGGCGAUCUACGACAAGGAGACACCGGAUCGUUGGGAGAACUUGGCUAGGUAUGUUGGGGACAAAUCCGUGGAGGAAAUCAAGAAGCAUUAUGACUUGCUUGUUGAAGAUGUGAACCUUAUUGAGGCUGGCAAAAUCCCCUUGCCAAAUUACAUAUCAACUUCUGCUGGAGUCACCACCAAGAAAGCUCACAACUACAUUGCUGAGGAACAAAGGAUGAAGGAUCUGAGGCUGCAAUGAAGGAUGAAAACAGAAUCCAUAUAUAGGAAGAAGAAUAAUAAUUAUCCUUCAAUUUCAAAUUAAAAAGUUGUCCAUCCAUCUCCUUUCAAUUUUGAUUCAAAAGCCAAUGUUGCAUUGAGAAAUAUAUAAAUGUUGGAGAU
Molecule: messenger RNA, 522 nt
Organism: Tripterygium wilfordii
Lineage: Eukaryota; Viridiplantae; Streptophyta; Magnoliopsida; Celastrales; Celastraceae
Product: protein RADIALIS-like 3
Exons: 2
Coding region: 38-382 (114 amino acids)
Molecular function (GO): DNA-binding transcription factor activity
Source: RefSeq, a predicted model, not a curated record